This is a messenger RNA of Closterium sp. Yama58-4, 4254 nucleotides long. Lineage: Eukaryota; Viridiplantae; Streptophyta; Zygnematophyceae; Desmidiales; Closteriaceae. The record is from the annotation of a GenBank genome assembly.
AUGAUGAGAUCCGUGGUGGCUCCUGAUACAGGCGUGAAGAAGCGGGAGGAGGUGUUCGUUGAUGUGAUCGAACGGCUGAGCGUGACUUUUAGCCCCAACGGAUACAUCCUGACGUGUGAGAUUGACGGAACCAUACAGAUGAAGAGUUAUCUGACCGCGAAUCCUGAAGUUAGGAUAGCUCUUAACGAGGACCUCGUUAUAGGCCAGAGGAACGCUCCACCGUCGUUGCUGUAUGGAGGGGGAGGCGGGAUGGGGGAAGAUGGGAGCGGAGGCUUUGGAAUUGUUGUUCUGGAUGACUGCAACUUUCAUGAGAGCGUACGGUUGGAUACCUUUGAUGUGGACCGGACAAUGACUCUCGUGCCACCAGACGGGGAGUUCUCAGUCAUCAAUUACCGCAUGACACACGAGUUCAAGCCUCCGUUCCGGGUGUAUCCAGUUCUGGAGGAGAUUACUCCUUUCAAGGUAGAGCUGUUCAUAAAGUUAAAGGCAGAGUUUCCCGCCACAGCAACCGCCAACUCCAUUGUCGUCCGUGUGCCGCUGCCCAAGAGUGUGAUUAAAGUGAGCUGUGAUUUAGACCCUGGAGCUGUGGGACAGUCAACGGAUUUCAAGGAUGCGUCCAAGACUCUGGAGUGGACUAUAAAGAAGAUGCCUGGUGGUGGGAAUGAGCAUACAUGCCGGGCCAAGAUGACCCUGAAUCAGGAGCGGGGUUCGGGGAACAUGAAGAAAGAGACUGGUCCGAUUAGCCUGUCGUUCAAUGUCCCCAUGUACAACGCAUCUAGGCUCCAGGUCAGGUUCCAUUGGUACUGGAGACUAAUCGUCAUCGUCAUGGCACUAUACUCCUCUCUUAUCACCCCAUUUGAGUUCGCUUUUUUCCGACUAAGAUUCCCUCCUUUGGGCUUACUAAUCAUGGACGUUGUGUCAAAUAUCACAUUUCUGGCGGACAUUUUCAUCACUUUUAGAGUAGCCGUUAAGGAUCAUCGGACAGGCACUCUGAUUGCUGACCGAAGGAGGAUUGCAAUAAGGUACCUGCAGGCCUGGUUCACUCUUGACUUCCUCUCAUGCGUUCCAUGGGAAUACGUGUACCAGGCAUCUGGACACCUCGUGUUUGAGAUUCUUUUGUGGCUUCGACUGAUUCGCGCUCGACACUUGAAAGAAUUUGCUGACAGGCUGGGGAAGGACACCCGGUACCACUACUUCCUGGUUCGCUGCACGGAGAUGUUUCUCACGGAAUUUUAUGUGGUCCACAGUGCUGCGUGCAUUAUGUACUUUCUGGCUCUCACCAUGCCUGAAGAUCAAUCAGGAUACACAUGGAUUGGAAGCCUUAAGCUUGGAGACCAGAGUUACGCUGACUUUCGAGAAAUGAACAUUUUCCAGCUGUAUUGUGUGAGCCUCUAUUGGGCUAUGGUGACAAUGGCGAGUCUUGGUUAUGGCGAUGUUCAUCCUGUCAAUCCCCGCGAGAUGAUUUUCACCAUUGCCUUUGUGGUCUGGGACAUGUUGUUCACGGCAUACCUUAUCGCCAACUUCACAGCGUUGGUUGUCAGAUACCAGUCAAGAUCGGAGAUUUUGCGUGAACGGCUUUCAAACGUUACCAGAUAUGCCAACAGAAAGCAGAUUCCUGCUGGAAUGAAGGAGCAGCUGCUAUCCCACGUUGUGCUGAAGCAAGAGGCGUUGGAGGAGGACAACAAGCUGGUCAACGAGUUUCCCAUCUCCAUCCGUGAUGGGGUUGCAAUGUCCCUGCAUGGGAAGGUUUCACGACUGCGAGUGGAGUAUUUUCUUCCCGGGGAGGUGGUGGUGAGUCGGCAUGACAACAACCAUCAGCUCUAUCUGCUCGUGCAAGGAGAAGUGGAAGAAGUUCAUUUUAGUAGGAAUGGAGCUCGAGUGGCCACGGUGUGGAGUUCAGGGGAAAUGUUUGGGGAGGCAGGGUUGCUCGCCAGCAAGUUCUCCCCCUUCACUGCGCACGUCAAGUCUUUCUGCAAGGUGCUGAGGAUCGAUGGCCAAGUCUUUUCAGAGGCCAUUGCGUUUCAUCAGGAAGAUGGAGAGAGGAUCAUCAGCAAUUACUUGCAGAAAUUUGGGCAAUUGGAAUCUGAACCGCUAGACUUUGGUCAGCCCAGGGCUCGUCGCCUCACAGACACGGCAGAGGAAGUGCGCCGAGCCGUGUCACAGCGGCAGGCACAGCAGACUCUGAGCGCCAUACAACAAGCAGCACGGGGGGACCUUGACCACCUCAAGAUGUUGAGAAAGCUGGGAGCGGAUUUUUCCAAAGGGGACUUUGACGGCCGGACUGCACUGCACCUGGCAGCUUCCAGGGGCUUUCCGGACAUCUGCAGUUUCAUUCUGAGGGAAGGAGGUGCUGCCAACAGGAAAGACCGGUUUGGCGUGACGCCUCUCCUGGAGGCCCUUCGAGCAGGCCACAUGCAGACAGCCGAGGUGCUUCGGGAGCAUGGCGCCGAGGUUCUCCUGGACGACCCCGCAAGCGAGCUGUGCCAUGCGGUGAAGCGCGGUAUGGUGGAGUACCUCGAGCGCCUGCUGUCCUUCGGCCUGGACCCCAACGAAGCGGACCAUGAUCUGCGCACGCCCCUGCACGUGGCAGCAGCAGAGGGGUCCGUUGUUCUCGUGCGCCUGCUGCUGGAGCAUGGGGCAGAUGCAUGGGCACGGGACCGGUUGGGUAACCUGCCAGUCGAUGAGGCGUGCCGGAAUGGGGCGAGGCCGGUGAUUGCACUGCUCAAGGAUGGCAUGCGGGUGAAGCUUCCACCGCUGGCAAGCCGACCACCAGCUGGACGAACCAUCACUCGAGGAGGCUCACAGCGCCGCCGCCACACCCACCACCUGCCCUCAUCUUCCAAUGCGGGGGCCCCCGCCACCACUACCAACAGUGCCACUACCACCACUGGCACAAGCAACACUGGCACUGCCACCAGCAACACUGCCAGCCACUCCCUGGCCAGCAGGCGGCGCUCCCACAGCGUCGACACCUGGUCCGACCAGAUCGAAUCCGUCCCUGACGGCAGCAGCUCAGGAGCCGCAUCCCCCUCCACCUGCCUGCCCUCCGACCCCCUCCUCCAGCAGCGCGUCAUGCACCUGCGCCGCCGCCCCACCAGCUCCGUGCACAUCCCCAGUGAUCUCCUGGUCGACCUCCUCCCUGGCCCGGUCAUCGAUGAGUACCUCUCAGAACACCAGACGGCUUCGAACCAGCCACUCUCCACCCCACCUGCAUCGCCCCUCGCACAUUCGCUUCAUCCGAAUCUCCAUGGUGCUCAUUCUUUGACCCCGCCGCCCUCGUGUGAUGGCGGCUCUGCGUUACAGCCACGCUCAUCCUCAGCGACCUUCCCACUCUCUGAACCAUACCCCUCUGCCUCUGAUGCCGUCCCUCCUGCUCCACAUCCACACACAGCACAUAAUGCACACGCUGUGCACGCCGAACACACCGUGCACACCGCACCACGCCCUUCUUCUGCUGCUCUCCCCCCUGCUCCACCUGUCCCUGGUGUAGCCUCUGCUCCCCGUGCACAGCAGCGGCCCACACCCAUCACCAUCAACCCUCCAGACAGAAGCUUCAGCCGCUCCUCCACAGCACCGCACUCAUCACUAGACGAGGUUCGCACCCAACUGAUACCACCCACGCCAGAACCCUCGACUCCCUAUGCAACCAGCCAGCCCCUGUCAGGGCCCCUGGUGGGAGUGGGAGAGCCGAUCACUCCCUACCCUCAUCGCAACUACAUCCCUGCAGGGUCGUUCUCUGGAUCGUUCAGGGCCUUGCCUCCGCCUCCCACCCCAUCUGCGGCUGUGGUUAACCGUCGAGUGACAGUCUUCCCAUGCCACCCAUGGGGCACUGGCCAAGCUGGCAAACCACCUGGGGAUUCUCGUGGGGAUGCUGUACUGCACAGGGGAGCUUGUGGCAAACCACCUGAAUGUUCACCUGAUCCGGCAAUACAUUCAUCAGGGGAUUCUGCAUUGCCUGAACCUGGGAUGGAAAGAGGUGCUCAGGGAAGGGCUGGAGACGAGAAUCCAUCCAUGGGACGACCAUAUGGGAAGGUGGUUUUGCUACCUCGCUUUAUGGCCACACUGAAAGAGCAGCUGAGCACCCUGUUUGGAUUCUCUGUGCGAAUCCUUGUGAAUAAGGACGGUGGGGAAAUCACUGACAUGGAUACAAUUCGGGAUGGAGAUAUCAUCUUUGCUCCACCAUCUGAACCUGCUUCAUCUGGUUCCCUUGUGUGCCCAUCCUGCCAAUGUAGAAAAGUACCAAGCACCGGGUGA